AUGGCCAAAAUGAAGGAGGCCGAGCAAAAGUCCAACAAGGAGCGAGCUGGGAAGGCGGCCAUCAGCAAGGUGAAUGGUAAACCAAACGGCAAGCUGAAUGUCGCGGCCAGGACCGCGUCGAAAAAAGCAGCGGGCAAACGGAAAGAGCCAGUUAGUCAACCUGCCGACAGCCAGGCCGCUCCUAGCCCCGCUGUAUCUCAAGAACUGGCUUCUGCCAUCGAAAUUGGAAGUUCGAAUGAAUUUUCGGUGCCCGAGGAAUGGGAAGACCUCCUCUACAACAACCUUGAAGAGUGGGAUACUAUGACUGCCGCGCAAAAGCAGAAAAUUGACUACGAUGUGAACCGGCUCCGCAAAGAAUAUUGCGAGUACGUUUUGAAAACCCUGCUCCCAUCCACUCUCUUGGUGAAGUAUGAAGAUAUUCAAGCGAGUCGAGUGGGCAAGAACAAGUUGAGCAAGUACAUGACCACGGCUGUGCUGUCUGCGGCUUCUGCCGUGAAUGACGAUCACGAGACCAUUGAUUUAAUAACGAGCGUGUGUGCGCGAUCUAGCUACUGCAGUUUGGGGAAGCAUCGGUUGUUGACGCACUUAAUCGCGGGUGUGAAGAAGGACAUACUCGCUGAGUCCGCGCCGCCCGUCGUAGCGCCCACCGGUGUGAGAAAGGGAGCCGGAAACAAGAAGACCGCUGUGACUGUUGUCCCGGCUGAAAACCGACAGCAGAAAAACAAGCCGACCAAGCAGACGUCUAUUCCACAAAGCCGUCCUCGGCAAUACAUUCCCGGACUGUGCCUGGACUAG
Messenger RNA from Gregarina niphandrodes, 795 nucleotides. RefSeq lists its product as hypothetical. The record is from RefSeq and is a predicted model, not a curated record. Bases 1 to 795 code for a protein of 264 amino acids. Lineage: Eukaryota; Apicomplexa; Conoidasida; Eugregarinorida; Gregarinidae. The transcript is spliced from 2 exons.